AGACACCGGUAGUUCCGCUUCCGGCAGCACCAGAUAAGUCGCGAGAGGAAGCUUAAAUCCUGUCGUUUGCUUUUAGGACCACUUUCGGUUCAUGAUGGUCCGUAGUGGAAAAAAUGGUGACCUUCAUCUUAAGCAGAUUGCGUAUUAUAAACGAACUGGUGAAUAUCAUCCAACUACGCUACCAAGUGAGAGGAGUGGCAUAAGAAGAGCAGCAAAAAAAUUUAUCUUCAGAGAAAAAAAGCUGUUUUAUGUUGGAAAAGACAGAAAACAAAAUCGUUUGGUGGUUGUUUCAGAAGAAGAAAAAAAGAAAGUCCUAAGAGAAUGCCAUGAAAAUGACACUGGAGCUCAUCAUGGCAUAUCCAGGACCCUUACUCUAGUGGAAUCCAGUUAUUAUUGGACUUCUGUGACCAAUGAUGUCAAACAGUGGGUAUAUGCUUGUCAGCAUUGCCAAGUGGCAAAAAAUACAGUUAUUCUAGCUCCUAAACAGCACUUUCUCAAGGUGGAGAAUCCAUGGAGUAUAGUUACUGUUGAUCUGAUGGGCCCAUUUCAUACAAGCAUCAGAAGUCACGUGUAUGCUAUAAUCAUGACAGAUUUGUUCACAAAAUGGGUUGUGAUUUUGCCUCUCUGUGAUGUUUCACCAUCAGAAGUUUCUAAAGCUAUUAUCAAUAUAUUUUUCUUAUAUGGACCACCACAGAAAAUAAUAAUGGACCAAAGAGAGGAGUUCAUUCAUGAGAUCAAUGUUGAACUAUGUGGAUUGUUUGGCACAAAGCAAAUUGUAAUUUCUCACGCCUCCCAAGCUGUUAAUCGAACUGAAAGUACAUCUAGCACAAUCAAAGCAUUUCUUUGUAAACACUGUGCUGACCACCCAAACAACUGGGAUGAUCACCUAUCAGCCAUUUCAUUUGCCUUCAAUGUAACUCACUUGGAACCUACUAAAAAUACACCAUAUUUUCAAAUGUUUAAUCGAAAUCCUUAUAUGCCUGAGACUUCAGAUAUUCUUCAUGAAGUGGAUGGUGAUGAUACAAGUAUGUUUGCCAAAAUUCUAGGUGCAGUUAAAGAAGCUGAUAAAUUAUCAAAAAUGGAGAAUAAGACAGCAUCAGGACGACAGGUGGAGAACAACAAUUUUGAGGAACUGAAUAAAAGCAAAGUCAUUGUUAAAAAGAAACCAAAGCAGUUAAAUCCAUUUCAUCUAAAAGUAGGUCAUGAAGUUUUACGACAAAGGAAGAAUUGGUGGAAGGAUGGUCGUUUCCAGUCUGAAUGGGUUGGUCCUUGUGUCAUAGACUAUAUUACCGAAAGUGGAUGUGCUGUUCUGAGAGACAACACUGGGACUAGACUUAAAAGACCUAUCAAAAUGUCCCACCUUAAGCCCUAUGUAAGAGAGUCCAGUGAACAAGACAGUCUUUAUCUCUUGCAAGGUUCGGUAGUGGCAGAUCAUGACUACAUCGGAUUGCCUGAAAUUCCAGUUGGAGCAUACCAAGCAAAUAUUCUGGUAGAAGAUGCAACUAUUGGCGUAGUCGAUAAUGAAUUACUGACAUCAAGCAAAGAUGGUGAACUAUUAGAAUAUAGAAGUGCCAAAAUCUCUCCAUUGCUGGAAGAUCAUAGUACUCUUGAAAAGCAGACUUUCAGUCUGUUGGACUCUUCAAACCAAGUCCUUGAGUACUUAAAGACAAGCUGGUGUAGCCUCACCUGUGGAAUACCGCCACCACGGCAAGGGGAGAACAUACCCAGCACCAUGAAGAGACUUGCUGUCACGUCAUGCACAACCUUCCAUCUCCAAUUAUGGUGGUCAAACCUAGUCAUACACUGCUAACAGGUUCCCAGAAUUCUCGGACUCCUCGAGCCCGGCACUGAUGAGCAGCAAAGCAGGGCGAGCUGGACUCAGCUCUCUUUGUCCCAACGCCGUCCUGUCCCAAGGACAACCCACCCCCAGCUCCUGCAGGUGUACUGCUUCAGCGGUCCAGACAUUUGGAAUGUGCUUCCCAGCUUCAUCCACUGUCCUGGGAUGGACCAGGAAGGCCUUGAAAGAGGUUCUCCAGGUCCUUGUAAGGAGCACACAGAAGGAAUUCCUUAGUCUGCUGAGUAGCUGGAGGAGACCAGAAAGCCAAUGACAACUUCAUUCCUCUCCCCUACCUCGCAAUGAAACCUCUGUUAGUUCUGAAAGGUCUCAAGAACUGAAGUGGAGAAUGGAGGAGAAACUAAAGGAAAGAUAAUUACUCUGGAAGCUGGAUUAAGAAUGGACAGAGAAAGGGCAAUGGAAGACUGGUUAUGAGGCUGUUGCAGUAAUUGAGGGCUUUGCCGUGGGCACUGAAUCCCUGCCAUGGCUGCCUUGGCCUGAAAUAGAAUCAGAUGCUACUUCUUGAUCGAAUGCUGCCUCCCACCCUGGCCCACAGAUUCCUUCCCCAACACAGUUGUAGACUCUUGCCUUAGGGCCUGGGAAGCCAGCCAAGGGACUGCUCCUGGGAGGUGCUCGGCAGCUACCGAGAGCUGAAGAGCCACAUGGGAAGUGACACCAGGGUGGAAGCCAAUAGCUCCUCUGCUUUGCCAAAGCCAUCAUCUCCCUCUGGAGCUAACUUGGAAUUAACAUUGGCUUUCAAUGUAACAGACAUUACUCCAGGCAUCAAGAAUUUCCUGUGGAGUAUCUGUGGAAACAAGGGGAUAACUGCCAGGAAAAAAAAAAAAAAAGUGUUUCUCUCUACUUUUUAAAAAUCAGCUUAAUCCCUGAAAUGAAACCAAACAGGUCGUUUAACAACUGCCAAUUAUGCUUUGAUUUCCUUCUCCUAUCAAUAAAAAGAGAAGGGAAUGCAAAUAUUUUUUUCACAUGCUCUUAAGCAAUGCAACUGAGGGAAAAUGUGGACAAUAAUACUCUAAAAAUCAUACUUUCAGUCAGGGUGAACUUCCACACAGUGUUGGUGUGAGCGUCUCCAACAUACACAGUCCCAUCUUCUGACGCAGCAAUAUCGUGAGGCAUGUCAAAGUGCUGCCAGAAUAAAAAUGAGGGUGGUGAGCCUACACUUGAAUUCUUCAUGAAAAGGCAGAAAAACAAAGCAAAGCACACAACAAAGCAAGAAGCCUAUGAAUCAAACCAAACAACCUAUAAUUCUGUCAAAGCAACUCUAGGCCAAGAAGAAGCAUUCACUCAUUCACCAGGCACCGACUCUGCCACCUCGGGAAAUGCCAAGGGACCCUCACCACUGACUUUCAAAUCUUUUAAAAGUGAGCAUUUAUAGGAAGAUUAAUUUUUUACAGUUUUGUUUACUUGGUGUUACAUUAGCCACCUAUUUAGUUAUAUGUAUUUUUGCCUCCAUGUUUCUUUCUUCUUUUAAUCACUAUCACAUUUGCCUGUUUUAAUUUACACAAGUAAAAAAAGACUGAGUAUUAAUUUUUGUUAUUGCUCCCAUCAAGCUACCUACCAUAUGCUACCUGACAAGCUGUUUAUACGUUACUGAUAAGAGGAGUCAUUUCAAAGUUUCAGGGCAUUCAGUCUGAAUGCAUCCAAAGUGAUACGCAGCAAAUGUGGGGUUUGCUUACUCUGAAGCCCAGUAUUUGUAGUAUUUUCAGUCAGCAAAAGGAAACAAAUACAGUGUUUCCUGCAAGUACUUCCUGUUUUUUGUUUUUUGUUUUUUUUACCUAUUUCAACAUUCAGUGGUUUAAUGUUUUUCUUCAUGACAUAGUUCCAUUUCAAAUCAUUGCCAUCUCAGUCAUGAGGACAUGAGACAGGGGAGCACUUUUUGUGACUUUCCUAAGGUCACUAAACUAGUUCCUGGAAAAGCAGCCUUAAAAUGUUGUGCUGCUGCCAUCUCUGUCUGGCUACUGAAGCUUUCGGAGGUGCCACAUGUCCACCAGCUGGUAGGACGUGGAUGAUUUUUUUCACCUUUGAGGUCAGUAGGCCUGAGUAUACAGUUCUCGGAAAUAUGACCAGUGCGUGUGAACAGGAGCAUUAUCCUGCCUGUGGUCUUAUCAGACAGGAUCUGCCCACUUCAGUUUGCUGAGUACAAAGGGCACCGAUGAGGCAAACUACUGUUCCUAGCUCACUUUAGGCGGGCAGAAUACAUGCUGUGGAGAUACUAUUGUACUUUGCGAAUCAGCAACAAUUUGUCAAACUGAAAAGAAACAUGAGACAGCCAUGCCAAGGAGGCUCAUUCCUUCAUACUAUCAAAUGAGCUGUGACAAAUGCACAUGAGAAGAACAGAAAGCCAGAAAUCAAAAUGUUGCCUUGUUGAAAUCUCACAAGCCAGUCAUUAAAUGUUCAUCUUUAUUUUGGGUUCAGCUAAUACGUGGCAACAGACUUGUAAAUUCUAGGCAGUUCCUCUUCUGUACCAAAAUAUGUUCUUAGAAACUGCUUUGCAAAGCAUAUGGUUGUAAAGUGCUGCAUAUUUUCUGAUAGGAAAAAUAAUAUAAAUAGGUGAGGGGGAAAUGUGUGAACUCGUCAUUAGCUAAGGACUUUAGUUUAAAUAAAUCACAAUAUGUCAUCAAUUCCAUGCUACAAUAACAAUGAACUUCUCUCUGGUUCUCAAGCUGAUCCAGGGAGCCAGGGGUUCUGCUGGAGAUACUCUGCGGCCAUUGGAGGGGCUGAGGGGGGAGAAAUAGUGGAUAGGACUUCGGGACCUCUAUUCCUACUGCAAUCAGAAGCACUCAACUGUAAUUUCUUUAAUGAACUAUUCUGUUUUGUGUUAUCUGAAACAGAAAAUCAUGUUGUAAGCUUUAGGAUUUCAGAGUUGAAUGGAUUUAAAGACCUUCCAGUCUAGGCUUUGUAAACUUUUCUGAGGUUUCUCCUCUCUUCUCUUGAAGUACCCCUCCCUAGCAAAGUAACACUGACAAGAAAGAAUGACAGCAUCCUCCUGGGGCAUCUGAUGACACAGCCCAGGGCAAUCAACCUGCUCUCAAAAUCUUAUACUCUGUCUUAAAAGUGCAUAAGGGAUUUGUGUUCUCUGUACAGUUAUGUUUUCUUCAACAUAAAAUAAUGUUUAAACUUACUUAAUAUGAAGUAAAAUAGCUCUCUAAGAAGUUGCAUCGAGUUAUGUUGUAGUUUAAUAUAAUCCAUUGGUAUAUGGAUGUGUACCUCCGGGAAUUAAAAGGUUAAAACACA
Molecule: messenger RNA, 5086 nt
Organism: Neofelis nebulosa (Clouded leopard)
Lineage: Eukaryota; Metazoa; Chordata; Mammalia; Carnivora; Felidae
Gene: GIN1
Product: gypsy retrotransposon integrase 1
Exons: 14
Coding region: 92-1810 (572 amino acids)
Biological process (GO): DNA integration
Molecular function (GO): nucleic acid binding
Source: RefSeq, a predicted model, not a curated record